Oppia nitens is the source of this 3242-nucleotide messenger RNA. RefSeq names its product zinc finger protein 845-like. The record is from RefSeq and is a predicted model, not a curated record. Gene Ontology annotation, molecular function: DNA-binding transcription factor activity, RNA polymerase II-specific; RNA polymerase II transcription regulatory region sequence-specific DNA binding. NCBI's taxonomy places the organism in Eukaryota, Metazoa, Arthropoda, Arachnida, Sarcoptiformes, Oppiidae. Gene Ontology annotation, biological process: regulation of transcription by RNA polymerase II. The coding region runs from base 145 to 3207 and encodes 1020 amino acids. Gene Ontology annotation, cellular component: nucleus. The transcript has 12 exons.
AUUUGAAAUGUUUUUUAUUUUGUUUGGAUUUUAAGUCAAAAAUUUGUUAUUUUUUGAUGUCAUUUAAGACAAGACAUGAAUUUAUUAAUAAAAGUAAUGAUAAUAUAAGACUUGGAAAGACACGGAACUAAUCAAACACAAGACAUGAGUGUCACGAUUGAUGUGAACGACGUGUUUGAAGAAGUGGUUAAACAAAAUGAAAGACUUGUCAAAGAAAUUGAAUUUUAUGAAGAAGUGGUCAACGAUUUGGUGAUAAAUGUGAAGACAUGUAUUGUUUGUCAACAAAAUGAUGUCAUAAAUGACAGAAUCAGUGAAUUGGAGACACACUUGAAGAGUAAGACAAUCGAUAACUUAACUUAUUUUAAGAGUGAAUACAAUGACUGCGAUAACAACUUAAAUGAAAAAGUGAAACCAAAAACAUUGAAGAAGACGAAGAAUACAAACGAAAAAAAUUUGACAGAUAUUGACAGUAAUAAACAAAUGUAUGUUUUGAGUAGUGAUUACAAUAAAUGUGAUGAAAGUUUACCAACAAAUGUCAAAACAACAGCAGAGAAGGUAAACAAAUUGAAUAAAAAACAAAAUGUUAAGAAAAGUAAGACAACAACUAUUAAGAAAGAUAUUGUUAAAGAUGGCAGUAGUUGUAGUAAUGGAUCAACUAUUAGAAGACAAAUGAUUUUAUUGCCAUAUAGUGAUGAAUAUGCUAAACAAAGAUCGGCAUUAAAAGUUAAGUCGCGAAUCAGUAAUGGCCGCUAUCGGUGUCGGACGUGUGGCCAUCAAAACAAAAACUUCAAUCAAAUGGAGACACACGUCAACCGAUAUCAUCUCAACAUUAAGCCAUACAAGUGUGACAUUUGUAACGAAUAUUUUGCCGGUAUUUCCUCGCUAAGACAUCACAAGACUGUCCAUCACUACUAUGUUGGCGAAGGAUUGGAUCAAUUAAGCGAUCGACGAAACGCUUUACUCGCCAAAACAAAAGCCAAAAAUCAGUGUCAGUUAUGUAAACAAAUUUUCAAAGAACAGAUGGCCCUCAAGAAUCAUGAGUUACGCGUCCAUCGCAACUCAAAAGUGGCCAAAAACGUUAAAUGCGAUAUUUGUGGACUAAUGUAUUCAACCAGAACUGCUGUAACAAAUCACAAACGAUUUUUUCACGGCAUAGGAACUACAGUUAAAUACUAUUACUGCGAUUGGCCUGAAUGUUCAUUUAAGUCAUCAAACAAAACACAGUUAGCCUAUCAUAAAAAUCGACACUCGGGUCUCAAAGAUUAUAUGUGCGAAUGGCCCGGUUGUGACUAUAAGUGUGUCGACAAAGCGUCACUCGCUGCACAUCUACUUGUUCACAGUGAUCGACGCGACUACCAGUGCCAAUGGCCUGGCUGUGAGCUCAAAGCCAAAUCUGAGAGACGUUUGCGGAUACAUGUCAGACAAGUCCAUGAGGACAGGCCAGCCAUCCAUGCGUGUCAUUGGCCCGGUUGUGGCAAAAUGUUUCGCCUAACAGAACAAUUAAGAACACAUAUGACGAUACACAACGAACCGCACAUUCCCUGUCCUCAGUGCAACAAACUGUUUAAAUCGAAAAGAUAUUUAAAAGAUCACAUGCAAUCACAUACGGGUCGACCUCGAGUUAUGUGUCCAGUGGUUGGAUGUAAUACACAGAUAUCGUGCAGAACUAAUGUCAGAUCACAUCUUAAAGUACAUCAUAAGGAUUGGUCCGAUAAUACAAGACUUGGAAGACAUAGAAGUAAUAAAAUACAAGACAUGAGUGUCACGAUUGAUGUGAACGACGUGUUUGAAGAAGUGGUUAAACAAAAUGAAAGACUUGUCAAAGAAAUUGAAUUUUAUGAAGAAGUGGUCAACGAUUUAGUGGCAAAUGUGAAGACAUGUGUUGUCUGUCAACAAAAUGAUGUUAUAAAAGACAGAAUCAAUGAAUUGGAGACACACUUGAAGAGUAAGACAACCAAUAACUUAACUAAUGUAAAGAGUGAAUACAAUGACUGCGAUAACAAAUUGAAAACAAAAACAUUGAAGAAAAGGAAAUAUAUAAAGAAAAGUCGUGUCAAAGACGUUACAAAUGUCAAGAAAAGUAAGACAACUACUAAUAAGGAAGACAUUAGUAAAGAUGACAAUCAUUGUAGUGAUGGAUCAACUAUUACAAGACAAAGAGUUUUGUUGUCAUACAGUGAUGAAUAUGCAAAACAAAGAUCGACAUUAAAAUUUAAGUCACGAAUCGGUAACGGUUUCUAUCGGUGUCGGACGUGUGGCCAUCAAAACAAAAGGUUUGACAACUUGGAGACACACGUCAACCGAUAUCAUCUGAACAUUAAGCCAUAUAAUUGCGAUUUAUGUGACCAACAUUUUGUCGGUUAUGAAUCGCUAAAACAUCAUAAGUUAGUCGAUCACUACAUUGUCGGCGAAGGUUUGGACCAAUUAAGUGAACGACAAAGCGCUCAAAUCGCCACAGCGAAAGCCAAAUUUCAGUGUCAAUUAUGUCAUAAAUUUUUACACGAAGAGAUGGCCCUCAAGAAUCACGUGUUGCGCGUACAUCACAAGUCAAAAGUCGGUAAAAACGUGAAAUGCGAUAUAUGUGGACAAAUGUAUGCCACGCGAACUGCUGUAACAAAUCACAAACGAUUUUUUCAUGGCAUAGGAAGUACUAUCACUUACUAUCACUGCGAUUGGACGGACUGUUUGUUUAAGACGUCAAACAAAGCACAGUUAGCCUCACAUAAAAAGCGACACUCGGGUCUCAAAGAGUGGCUGUGCGAAUGGCCCGGUUGUGACUAUAGAUGUGUCAACAAGACGACACUCGAUCAGCAUCUACUUGUCCACAGUGAUCGACUGGACUAUCAGUGCCAAUGGCCUGGUUGUGAAUUUAAGACCAAAACUGAUAGACGUUUGCAGACACAUGUUAGACAAGUCCACGAGGACAGGCCAGCCAUCCAUGAGUGUCAUUGGCCCGGUUGUGGCAAAAUGUUUCGACUAACAAAGCGAUUACAAACACAUAUGACGAUACACAACGAACCGCAUAUUCCCUGUCCUCAGUGUAAUAAACUAUUUAAGUCGAAAAAAUAUUUGAAAGAUCACAUGCAAUCACAUACGGGUAGACAACGAGUUAUGUGUCCAGUGGUUGGAUGUAAUACACAGAUAUCGUGCAGAACUAAUGUCAGAUCACAUCUGAAUGUUCAUCACAAGGAUUGGUCCGGAAAUUAGUAUAUGUAUUAUCGGUACUAUAAUUAGACAUUAUC